AUGACGCAUUCCCAAGAUUACUAUCGGUACGGCACGUUCGGAAAGCAGACACCCAAGUCAGCCAAGCCCAAGAUCCCAGCGAACCACCCACCGGUAAUCGACAUGGUGAAGGCCUCCAUCAACGCCGCGAAGGACCGAAAAAACACGUCACUUCCGACCAUCAAGAAGUUCAUCGGCGCCAACCACAAGAUUGAUGUCGAGAAACUCGGCCCGCACAUCCGUCGUGGCAUCGUUCAUGCCGUCGAGAAAGGUGUCCUCGUUCGCGUCGGUAACAGCUUCAUCUCGUUCAGUGUGAAAUAG
Opisthorchis viverrini is the source of this 300-nucleotide messenger RNA. RefSeq lists its product as hypothetical. The transcript is spliced from 2 exons. The coding region runs from base 1 to 300 and encodes 99 amino acids. Gene Ontology annotation, biological process: nucleosome assembly. Gene Ontology annotation, molecular function: DNA binding. Gene Ontology annotation, cellular component: nucleosome. Lineage: Eukaryota; Metazoa; Platyhelminthes; Trematoda; Opisthorchiida; Opisthorchiidae. The record is from RefSeq and is a predicted model, not a curated record.